Molecule: messenger RNA, 741 nt
Organism: Symbiodinium natans
Lineage: Eukaryota; Dinophyceae; Suessiales; Symbiodiniaceae
Source: the annotation of a GenBank genome assembly
AUGGGGAGGCUUCCAUCUCGGCGACAGGUUGAGAAGGGGAAGGGCCUGCUUACCCCGCUUGCCUCACCUGUGCUCGCCAAGGCCCUUGCUCCAGGGGCACGCGUUGUCUUAGUCGGGCCUCACGCUGCUGGUGCCGGGCGGGAGCCCGCGGAGGCACUCCUGGGGCCGGUCGUCGUGGGCGGACUGCAGGUGUCCGUGUUCCCGCAGACGUACCAGCGGCUCCUUGUCCGAGCUCAGGACCUGGAAGCCCCCCAGCUGGUGGUGCUUUUCCAUCCAGGUCUCGACGUGCACUACUUCGCCUGGUACCCGUGCCUCAGGCAUUGGGCAGAGACUCGGGUUCCGGUGCUCAUCACGGCCUACCGGGUGCCAGGAGGUCUGGGCGAGACCCCGCAGACCGUGCAGACCUUCCUCGAGACCCUCGUAGGCACGGGCGGCGGUGCCGGCUUGUGGGUGAUCGAGGAGGAGAAUCCCCACCGCGCCGACGACGGCGCUUUCAAUGCAGGCUACUUCGUGACUCUCGGCUCGCAAGGGGCGCUCCCACCGCUGGCCGAGGAGAUGUACUGGCCCCUCUUCCAGGCCCUGCAGAAGAUCGGCCACCCCUUCGCACCUCGAGUAGGCUAUUUGGACCUGGAGAACGAGUCCAGCAAGGUUUCUCCAGACAAUCUGAGCUUGCUGUCGGCCAUUGCGGAGGCCAAACCUGCGAAUCCCCCUCCCCUCCUCCUCGGGAAGCUCAGGCCCUAG